AUCGUCGUCGUCGUCCUCCUCUCUAUGUAUGUCUCAUCAUCCAUCUCUCUCUAUAUAUAUUGGACAUGACUCUUGGCCCUUUCCGUGUAUAAGUCAGCGAUGGAGGGAAUUACGAAUUUCAAAGAUCUACCAUUGUUCUUCUCAAUCUUCGUCUUCGUCUAUCUUCACGGUUACUUGUUCAUUUUCCGGCGAUGGACCCCAGAGUCUCGUCCUUUAGCCUCCAGCUGCUUGAUUUCCCUCCUUCACGGCGUCUCCGCCGUUUUCCUCGCCACGCGCUCCCUCAUCUCCGAUCCUAACCGCGGUUUCUCCUCCCGCAACACCCAAUCACAAAACGCCGUUCUCGAUUUCAGCUCCGCUUAUUUCCUCACCGAUCUUCUCCACCUCGCCGUUUUCCCCUCUCCCGCCGGCGGAGACGCCCUCUUCGCCGCCCAUCACGCCGCCGUGCUCUUCGUUUUCCUCACUUGCCGCUACCUCGUCGCUCACGGCGCCUGCGCGCUCCUCGCGCUCCUCAUCGUCGCCGAGGCAACCAGCGCGUGUCAGAACACGUGGACGCUCGCGGAAGCGCGUGGCCGAGACGCUCCUUUUGCGGUGAGCCUGCACCGUUUCGUGACGCUGCCGUUUUACGCGUCCUACAGCGUUUGCAGGUGCGUUCUCGCGCCGCUGCUUAUCGUUAAGAUGACGUGGUUUUACGUCACUGGAGGCGCUGAUGACGUCAUACCCAGAUGGGUUUGGGUGUCGUGGACCGUCGUUAUUGUCGUUGCCGUUACCGUCAGUAUUCUUUGGAUAUGGAAUCUAUGGGUUCUGUUUUUUGAGGAAAGAUAUGCCAAAAUUGCAAAAAAAAAGAUUAAAUAA
Messenger RNA from Eutrema salsugineum, 852 nucleotides. Its product is annotated as TLC domain-containing protein At5g14285. NCBI's taxonomy places the organism in Eukaryota, Viridiplantae, Streptophyta, Magnoliopsida, Brassicales, Brassicaceae. Gene Ontology annotation, cellular component: membrane. The record is from RefSeq and is a predicted model, not a curated record. The transcript has a single exon. The coding region runs from base 100 to 852 and encodes 250 amino acids.